Arabidopsis lyrata subsp. lyrata is the source of this 1513-nucleotide messenger RNA. RefSeq names its product probable cinnamyl alcohol dehydrogenase 6. The record is from RefSeq and is a predicted model, not a curated record. Gene Ontology annotation, biological process: lignin biosynthetic process. The transcript has 6 exons. Lineage: Eukaryota; Viridiplantae; Streptophyta; Magnoliopsida; Brassicales; Brassicaceae. Gene Ontology annotation, molecular function: zinc ion binding; cinnamyl-alcohol dehydrogenase activity. The coding region runs from base 225 to 1316 and encodes 363 amino acids.
AUAUAAACAUAAUAAGUAAUAUUUUUAUGUUAAAUAUGUUGAGAAAAAAAUACAUAUAUGAAAGUCAACUGUUGAUUGGUAUCGUAUGAGAGACCUAAAGUCAACGAUAUUUCUCACACGAAACGGCAACGUUUAGAUCCAUUUCUAUUCUCGCUUCUAUAUAAAAAGAAAGGUAGUCUAGGUCGCUUAAUUGUUCGAAAAUAAAGAAAUAAAAAGAGUGAGAGAUGGAGAGAUUGUCAGGAGAGAAAGAACAGAGCGUAGAGGCGUUUGGAUGGGCCGCAAGAGACUCCUCAGGCCAUCUCUCUCCCUUUGUCUUUUCUAGAAGGAAAACAGGAGAGGAGGAAGUGAGAGUGAAGGUGUUAUAUUGUGGAAUAUGUCAUAGUGAUCUCCAUUGUCUCAAGAACGAAUGGCAUUCCUCUACUUACCCUUUGGUUCCUGGUCACGAGAUAGUUGGAGAAGUGAGUGAGAUAGGGAGCAAAGUAAGUAAAUUCAAUCUUGGAGACAAAGUCGGUGUGGGAUGCAUAAUAGAUUCAUGCCGCACUUGCCAAAGUUGCCGUGAAGAUCAAGAGAACUACUGCACCAAAGCAGUCGCGACCUAUAACGGAGUUCACCAUGACGGAACAAUUAAUUACGGUGGAUACUCCGACCACAUCGUCGUUGAUGAACGUUAUGCCGUCAAAAUUCCACACACAUUGCCUCUAGCUUCAGCCGCACCUUUGCUUUGUGCAGGCAUCUCGAUGUACAGUCCUAUGAAGUACUUCGGAUUGGCCGGACCGGAUAAACAUAUCGGAAUCGUGGGGCUAGGUGGUCUUGGACACAUUGGGGUGAGAUUUGCUAAAGCAUUUGGGACUAAAGUCACGGUGAUUAGUUCGACCACUGGGAAAUCUAAGGAUGCUCUUGAAACUCUUGGAGCUGAUGGAUUCUUGGUUAGUACUGAUGAAGACCAAAUGAAGGCCGCAACGGGAACUAUGGAUGGCAUAAUUGAUACAGUUUCUGCAUCGCAUUCGAUUUCACCUUUAAUUGGACUACUCAAAUCCAACGGUAAACUUGUUCUACUCGGGGCAACGGAGAAGCCAUUUGAUAUAUCUGCAUUUUCCUUAAUAUUGGGACGGAAAUCGAUAGCGGGAAGUGGUAUUGGAGGAAUGAAAGAGACACAAGAGAUGAUUGAUUUUGCGGCUGAGCAUGGCAUAAAAGCAGAAAUUGAGAUCAUAUCCAUGGAUUAUGUGAACACCGCCAUAGAUAGACUGGCAAAAGGGGAUGUUAGAUAUCGAUUUGUCAUCGACAUUGCUAACACAUUGGCUGCUACUCGAUCUUAAUUAAAGUCGAUCUUCUAUCUAUAUACGUAUUCAAAAUCGUCUCUGGAUUUCAGUCCCACGAAACUUAAGGAUAUAAUAGUCUGUUUUAUAUAAAUGGAGUAUAAUCAAAUAAAUGUAAUUCGAGUGAAUAUGUUUCGAACGAAAAUGACUUACAUUUCCAAAAGCUAUGAAUUUUCAAAUUCAGAGUUUUUUUGUUU